CUGUAAUAGAUUAUAAUGUCAACCUAGUUUCCAUUUUCAUAUUAAUUAAUCAUUCCACUAGCUGGACUUGACAUUCCGCAUAGGAUAAACAUCUAAAUAUUAUCAACUUGAUAUGUUAAUGUACGCAUUUCCAAUUUGAUUCACAUUUUCCUAAGUACCUACGCUCUAAUGAAACCGAUUUUUCCGACCAUGCUUAUCUACAUAAGCACUAUCAUGGGUUUGUGCCCUCCCAUCUACUUCAAGCAGCGAUUUGCUGCCAAAGUGUUGGAUAUAAUCUGGAUAUUAUUUUGGACUGGUGCUGUUAUAGCUACAUGCGUCAGCUUCCAAUAUACAAGAAUUGAGCAACCUUUUCUGGCAAUGAAGAUUUUAGAAAUAUGUAGUCACUUCUUUCAAUGCGCUCUUGCGAUUGUCGUUUCUGUGGCGGUGCUGAAGAAUGGAUGGAGAAUAAAACGACUGCUUAACGUUCUUCGUAAGAUCGAUUAUCAUGGAGGAAUGCCGAAAAAGUGUGAUUACGUAUCGCGAAAAAUCGUGGUUGUGUGGUUUUUUUUAUUGUUUGUGAAAAUGUUUUUCACCCGGGACAUGUUUGUGCAUAUGUGGAUUUUUGCAUGUGCUUACAUUUGCUUUUUGCGCAUCGACGUCCUUCUGGCUGCUGCAGUUCUGGUUUUAUAUCAGAUAAUUAUGAAAUACCACUGCUUAAAUCAGCAACUAAACUCCACUGAUAACAAUGAAGAGUUGAUUUUUUUGGCGUCUACUCAGAGGAAGUUUUUCUACAUUAUAGAUGAGAUUAAUCGCGUGUUUGGACCUGCAUUGUUUUGUUCCAUUUUGGUUGCAAUCUCGUUGAUUUUAAUCUAUUUAUCGUUAUUUAUUUUGGCUUUUACUGACCGAAUGGUCUUGGUAUGGAGUUCAAAUGUUUCCCUUUUGAUUGACAUAACUUAUCUAGAGAUUCAUGUUUGUGGAGUUAUACUGCUGGCAGACAAGCUUUCAUCAGAAAUAAAGAAAACCGUAGCAGUGUGUCAUCAGAAGUCUCAGAGAUGUGCUCUGAGUAGAGCUGAUGAAAUUCUAAGCGAUCGUUUUCUCGAAAUGGCUCAGCAAACGCAUCUGCGCCAAGUAGAGCUCAACGCAGCCGGGUUUUUCGUUCUAGACAAUUCCGCAUAUGUCUUUAUCAUUAGCACUAUUUGUACGUAUUUGACUGUGCUUUGUCAAACCACUUUCUUUGCUUAAGGACUUUGACUAUUUAAUUUUUUUUAUAUUCGACGAGGUAAGGAAAAGUCAGGAGUUUCAGCAAUUGGAUUUUAUUUAU
Dendroctonus ponderosae (mountain pine beetle) is the source of this 1300-nucleotide messenger RNA. RefSeq lists its product as uncharacterized. The transcript has 2 exons. Bases 169 to 1221 code for a protein of 350 amino acids. Gene Ontology annotation, cellular component: dendrite; axon; membrane. The record is from RefSeq and is a predicted model, not a curated record. Gene Ontology annotation, biological process: sensory perception of taste. Lineage: Eukaryota; Metazoa; Arthropoda; Insecta; Coleoptera; Curculionidae.